AUGCCGUGGUGCAUUGUUUUUUCCGGAUGUUGGACAUCGGUCGAGGGCCUCGAGGAGGCGCUAUUUCCCUCGAAGAGUCGAUCAAAAAAUGCGGUCGGACAAAACAAUGGAGCGCAGCACUGCAGGUGCUCCGCGAAGGAAUUCGAUUGGGUGUGCAACUCCGCCCAAGCCACUACAUUGCGACCGUCGGCGCAUGCAGACACGGCGGGCAAUGGCAACCCGCGCUGUCAGUGCUCAGUGAGAUGUGGGAGGCGAAGAUGGAGCCCAACUCAGCUACAACGCCGGGAUCAGCGCGUGCGAGAGGGGCGAGCAAUGGCAGCGGGCCCUAGAGCUGCUGAGCGAGAUGCGGGAGGCGAAGCUGGAGCCCUCUAUACUACAAUCAGCUACAGUGCUGGGAUCAGCGCGUGCGGGAAGGGCGAGCAGUGGCAGCGGGCGCUGGCGCUGCUGAGCGAGAUGCGGGAGGCGAAGCUGCAGCCCAACUCAGCUACAAUGCUGGGAUUAGCGCGUGCGGGAAAGGCGAACAGUGGCAGCCGGCGCUGGCGCUACUGA
Molecule: messenger RNA, 549 nt
Organism: Prorocentrum cordatum
Lineage: Eukaryota; Dinophyceae; Prorocentrales; Prorocentraceae
Source: the annotation of a GenBank genome assembly